Molecule: messenger RNA, 1451 nt
Organism: Cladocopium goreaui
Lineage: Eukaryota; Dinophyceae; Suessiales; Symbiodiniaceae
Source: the annotation of a GenBank genome assembly
CGACAAUGCAGCUGGAUGCUUUUCACGGAGUUCUACUUGAUUUAAGAGAACAUGUGCGAAGGAGGCAUUCAUGAGCAGUCACGAAGACAUACCUCUGCGAGCUGUGAAGUAUGGAGUUGCUGUGUCCUGGGAUCUCGGAAGACAGGCUGUGGAUUUGGACUUGCAGGCAGUAGUGGUCAACGACAAAGGAUGCAUCGUUGAUGCUGUGUACUACAACAACAUGAAGGCUCUCCAGGGUACCAUCACACACUCCGGCGAUGAGCAAACCGGCAAAAAGGCUGGGCUAGACGAGUUGAUCUGGGUGAAUCUACCCAGACUCCCGGUGAACAUAAGGCUGGUCAUUUUUGUGGUGGCAGCCUUUAGCGGUGGCAGCUUGCGUGAUGCACAAAAUGGAACGCUCCACGUUCUCGAAGAAGAUCUCCAGCGAGAGGUGGGCAGAUACCAGCUGGAGCAGAGCACCUAUCAAGUUGAUGCUGUCGCAGUGAUGCAGCGUUCAGAGUCCUGGAUCUUGCAAGUCAUCCAGGAGCCUGCUCGAGAAGGCCGACAUUUCAUUGACAUCCUCGAGCCUGUGUUGGGGAACAUCAUACGUGCUGCCAUUCCAGGUGCUCCCAAGCGCCAGAAGGUCGCGUUUGCGAUGGAAAAAGCAGCAGUGAUGGACUUGCCUCAAGCUCACUCCAUUGGGAAAGUCUAUGCUGGUCUUGGCUGGGAUGCUUCAGCAGUGAUGGACAUUGACCUGGACGUUUCUGCCGUAGUCAUGACCAAAGACUGCGAGGUCCUUGGCGCCGUCUUCUUUGGGCAACUUGAAGGAUGGGCUCUCAAGCAUAGCGGCGACAAUCUCACUGGAGAGGGUGAAGGUGAUGACGAAGUCAUUGAACUUGAUCUUCCAGCCAUUCCCGCCGAGGUGUCCCAGAUUUUCUUCGUCGUGAAUAUAUAUACCCGCGGCGUCACCUUUGAGAAUGUCGAGAGCGCAUACUGUAGAAUUUUCGAUUCAUCUGGAGAGGAAAUGGCAAGAUACGCAUUGCGUGAUGGCCGAGGAGAGAAGGGACUUGUCAUGGGAAGAUUCUUUCUAGAGUUUUCUGGUGACGCUGCACGGUGGAGUUUCCAGGCCCUUGGCAGCUUUUGCCAGGGCCAAACGUGGAAGGACUCCGUGCCGGCAAUCGUGUCGCUGGCAAGAAAGAGUGCCAAACAGCUACAAAUGCGCAGCGGCACAAUCAGCUUUCUGGGCGGGCAACCUGCAGGGGGUCAUGCGCCAGUGGCAGCUAUGCCUCCAAUUCAGGAGCCACCACGCUCUACCGCUUGCGCUGUCCUGUGAGAUGACAUAGUUGGGCCAUGUUGGGCUGUUGCUGAAGCAGCAUGGCCGUUCAGUAUCGACAUCGAGGGGUCCAUUUGAGACACCUCUUGGAGCCCCAGGGAACUGCUUGCUGUGUGCAACCCCUUGCGAAGAUGAAAGA